GUAUCUAUGGGGCUGUUCCUAUAGGACGCUGACGGCUGCCCGGUGGACAUCACGGUGAAGGACAACGGUGACGGCACCUUCAGCUGCCAUUACGUGCCAACAAAGGCCAUCAAACACACCAUCAUCGUCACGUGGGGCGGCGUCAACGUCCCACAGAGCCCCUUCAGGGUCCCGGUGGGGGAGGGCAGCCACCCGGGCCGGGUCCGUGUUUACGGUCCGGGCGUGGAACGGGCCGGGCUGACGGCGGGGGAACCGACCUACUUCACUGUGGACUGCAGCGACGCCGGGCAGGGAGAUGUGAGCAUUGGCAUUAAGUGCUGCCCGGCUGUUCCCGGUGCUGCGGAGGCCGACAUCGAUUUCACCAUCAUCAAGAACGACAACGACACGUUCACGGUGAAAUACACCCCCCCGUGCGCGGGGCUGCUCACCAUCAUGGUGCUCUUCGGGACGCAGGAGCUGCCCUGCAGCCCGUUCCGUAUCACGGUGGCUCCGGCCCACGACAGCAGCAAAGUGCGGGCGGAGGGACCCGGCAUCAGCCGCACCGGCGUGCAGUGCGGCUGCCCCACACACUUCACGGUGCAGACCCGUGGGGCAGGGAAGGCCCCGUUGGACGUUCAGUUUGGGGGCACGGCACAGAGCGGGGUCAGCGACCUGCAGAUCAUCGACAACGGGGACUACAGCCACACCGUCAAGUACACUGCUAUGAGACAGGGGGAGCUGUCUGUGGGGGUGACGUACGGGGGGGACCCCAUCCCCAAGAGCCCCUUCCCGGUCACGGUGGCCCCCCCGCUGCAGCUGGACAAGGUGGCCGUGCAGGGACUCAACAGCAAGGUCCCCGUGGGCUCCCCGCAGUCGUUCUCGGUGCUCAGUUCCGGUGCUGGCGGUCAGGGCUCGGUGUCGGUUCUUUGUUCGGGCCCCGGUCGCCGCUCGGUGCCGGUGUCGGUGGAUGCGGCGGGGCCGGGGCUGCACCGCGCGCGGUUCACGGCGGCCGAGGAGGGGCAGCUCCGCUUGGACGUGUCGUACGACGGGCACCCGGUGCCGGGCAGCCCCUUCGUGGUGGACGCCGUGAUGCCCCCGGACCCCUCCAAGGUCCACGCCUUCGGUCCGGGCCUUCACGGCGGCGUUGCGGGCAGCCCGGCCACGUUCACGAUCUCGACGCGCGGUGCCGGUGCGGGGGCGCUGGGUCUGACGGUGGAGGGUCCCCGCGAGGCGGAGCUGGAGUGUCACGACAACGGUGACGGCUCGUGCUCGGUGCGUUACGUGCCGCCCGAACCCGGCGACUACUCGCUCAACAUCCUGUUUGCCGGGACGCACGUGCCGGGCUCCCCGUUCCGCGCCGCGGUUCGACCCCGUUUCGACGCCACCAAAGUUCGGGCCGAGGGUCCGGGGCUGCGGGGCGGCAGAGUGGGACAAAGCGCCGCGUUCGCCGUCGACUGUCGGGACGCGGGAGAAGCGGAACUGAACAUCGAGAUCCGCCACGAGCUGGGGAACCGGCCCGAGGUUCGGAUCCACGACAACGGGGACGGAACGUACGGCAUCACCUACACACCGGCACGAGCCGGGGCCUACACCGUCACCAUCUGCUACGGCGGCGUCACCGUGCCACAAUUCCCGGCAUGUGUCACUGUGGAACCAGACAUCGACCUCAGCGCCAUCAACGUGUAUGGGGCGGGAGUGGAGCCCAGGGGUGAGUAGGAACAGGGGGACCCCAUUGAGA
Messenger RNA from Coturnix japonica (Japanese quail), 1717 nucleotides. Lineage: Eukaryota; Metazoa; Chordata; Aves; Galliformes; Phasianidae. The record is from RefSeq and is a predicted model, not a curated record.